Manduca sexta (tobacco hornworm) is the source of this 3131-nucleotide messenger RNA. RefSeq lists its product as uncharacterized. NCBI's taxonomy places the organism in Eukaryota, Metazoa, Arthropoda, Insecta, Lepidoptera, Sphingidae. The record is from RefSeq and is a predicted model, not a curated record. The transcript is spliced from 3 exons. Bases 57 to 1223 code for a protein of 388 amino acids.
AUGGAACUCAUUUGCUUGUAUUACAUCGCAUCGUAGUUACAAUUGAAGCGCGAACCAUGUCAGAACACAAGCAAAUAUUCACCGAGAUACUGAACAAGAUAGUGGCCGAGCGGGCGCUCGUCGCUCCUCGAGUGAAGAUACAACCCAUCAGCAGCGGCGGAGCCAACUUCACCACCCAGCUGUUCAAGGCGACCAUCAGCCACGGAGACAAUGAGCUGAAACUGUUCGCGAAAGUGGCAGCCGUCGGAGACAAAUUCAGAAACCAAAUUGAAGGUUUCCGAAUGUUUGAAACAGAAAACGAUUUUUACACCAAACUUAUAAAAAUAUACGAAAACCUUCAAGAGAAGCACAAUGUGCCGCAAGAUAAGAGGUUUGUAGCGCCGAAGUGUUACGGAUGCAGCAGCAAGCUGUAUGAAGAAGUGCUCGUGUUGGAGGACUUGUCGGCACAAGGGUUCACAGUGUACGACAGGAUGAAGUCGGUGGAUUGGGACUACGCCUCCAAGGCUGUGGAGGAAAUCGCUAAGUUUCACGCUCUGUCUGUCGCAUUUGAGAAAGAAAACAAGGAAGAAUUUAAUGAAUAUGUGGGAACUUUAACAUUCUCAUUGGAUAAAGAGACUACAAAACAUUUCACCGAUAUCAUUAACAAGGGAGUUAAUUUGAUUAAGGAAGAAAAUAGAAGUAGAGUAGAAGCAUUCAUAGCAUCCGUUGGGAGGUUGGAUGACGAUGAUAUGUUUAAACCGGUGAAACUAAACGUACUGGCACAUUGCGACAACAGAGUCAGCAACCAAAUGUACAGGGUAAACGAGGAUGGAGGCGUGGAGGUAAAAAUUGUAGAUUACCAGACCAUCCUGGAAGCGUCACCGGCCAUCGAUCUGGUGUACUUCAUUUUCACUGGCACCGACAAGAAGUUCCGCGACCAGUACUACGAACAGCUCCUGGACCACUACUACAAGGAGCUCAGCCUAGCCAUGAAGAGGCUGGCUCUCAACCCUGAUGAGAUCUAUCCGAGGGAGGACUUCGACUUUGAAUACAAAACGAAACUUCCACUCGGGUUGACCCUGGCGAUGAUGACGUUGCCGUUGAUCACUGUAGACGAGAAGAACGCCCCCAAUGUGGACAAGAACUUGGGCAUGGAUAACUUCUUGGUGGACAACACAAGCGAUAUCCUCCGCGAAAGACUGAACGGGGUUGUCGACGACUUUGUACGCUGGGGACUUGUGUAAAAACGUUCUUUUAACCAGAAUCGCCAGAUGUUACCCGUGACGCUAGGUGGAUAUAGACGCUAGGAAUUAGAACACGUAUUUUUUUCGACAAUUUUACUACAGGUAAUUGUACGAUGUUUUGCCUGAAUAUCGUAAUUUUUUAAAGAUAUUAUAUCGUCCUAAUGAUAAUGAUACGAUUCAAACCUUCCAAUUUAAUCGAGUCCUUUUUGGCUUAAAGUCAAGUCUAUAUUUAGCUAUGCGUACUGUUCGCAAGUUAGCUGAGGAUAUGGGUAAUACUUAUCCAGAAACAUCCUUAGUCGCAGCAUCUAAAAUGUACAUGGAUGAUUUAGUACAUUCGGUGCCUGAUGAUGCUAAUGCAAUUAGCCUUGCUUAUUAAUUAAUAUCUUUGUUUAUUUAAAAAAAUAGACAAUCGUUGUACAGUUAAUGUUAAUUACGAUAAAUCGGCCUACGAUAAUUCCUCUUCUAUGGCAGUUUCCAUUUGCUGUAGGUUUUCUGGAACGGGAUCACGAGCUCCAACCUUCAUUUUAUUCGGUCCCGUAGGUGUUUUAUAGGAUUGAAGUCAGGGCUAUUAGCUGGCCAACGCAUUACUUGAAUCCCAAUCUCUUGAAGGUACUGUGUUACUGUUUUAGCUACAUGAGGUCUCACCUUGUCAUGCAUUAGCAGAAAAUCAGAGCCAAAAUAUCCGGUACAUAGCAUAACAUGAGGUUCUAAAAUCUCUCUUAUAUAAAUAUAGGCAUUUAUAGCUCGAUGUCGUAAAAAACGAGUUCGGUACGUCCCCUAAAAGAAAUGCUACCGCAAAACAUUGAAGAGCCGCCUCCGAAUCUAACGGUCUCACGAAUAUAACAUUGGGCGUAACGUUCCCCAGCUCUUCUCAUAACAUUGCGGCGACCGUCAAAGUUAAUAAAAUUCAUCCGGUUUUCAUCCCAAAACAAUAUUGUUUCCAACUGCGCCAAAGUCCUAUUGACACAUUGUCUAGCAAAAUCUAACCUGACUUGCCAGUGAGCUGGAGUAAGUUUUAGGCCUGAUGUUGGUUUGUGUGGCCUCAGAUUUUGUUCUACGAGACUAUGCCUUCUUCUUUAUAUUAUUUCCGUGUAUGACGUUCCGUGAGUCUACCCUGAAGAUCAACUGCAGGAAGAUGACGAUUUCGUAAAGACGCCAAGACUACAAAUCGGUUAUCUGUAGGAUUUGUGACACGUCUUCCUCUAGGACCGCGUCCCGGCGAUACUGUCCCGGCUCUAAAUAGCGUCUAUUGUCCUACUGCAACGUAUCGCAGACGGACUCAGGUUCUUCUUGCCACAUUACGCCGACUCAGGCUUUCGCGUAUAAAGGUCACUACUCGUGCAGCUUGUGCCUCGAUAGUAUCCAUAUUUUGCGACUGAAAUUUUAUGAAAAUGUCACCAAAACAAUAAGUUUUAAAAGGUUAACCACAAUAUUAAGUAAAUAAACGCAUUCGUAACAAAAUAUCGUAACAAACUAAAGCAUUUUUCAAUGCAAAAUGACGGAAUUUCGUAGAUGCAUGAUUAAAAAAAAGUUAAGUAUACAUUCAAACCUUUCGUGUGCAUCUAAAGGGCCUCAAGUGUUUCCCAAUACCCUUGUUAAUAAUCAUUACCAGACAACAAAUUAAAAUUGUGUGAUAUCAUAUUUAAGAUAUCAACUUUGUAAACGUAGUUUAUGACCUUGGGCCGUCCGCCAUCUUGGAUUUAAAAUGACGUAAGUUAAAUAAUCAUGCAUUGUCAUUCCAACUAAACGGGUAUGCAAAAUUUAAUUUCCAUGAUAUCUGAUUUAAAAUUCAGUUUACAAGUUUGGAGCCGAACAUACGUACAUACAAACAUUACAAGUUAAAUAAUAGCUUGUAAAAAUACAUACAUUAUAUUAAAGUAAAACAAUUAUAGAUAUUCAUAAUAACUG